AUGUUCGAAUGCAGCACCUGUGACGAAGAAUUCUGGUGGCAGGAAGACUGCGAUGAGCACAUGGAUGACUAUGGUCACUGGAUUGAGUGUGAAACAUGCAAUCGAACCUUCCGCACCAAGACCGCUUGCAAUCAGCAUAUGAACGCCGUAGAUCACUGGGCACCGACCUUCGAAUGCGAAACUUGCACUAGCACCUUCUAUUCUCAACACGCCGCCAACAACCAUAUGAACGCGAAGGGCCACUGGCUCCCGAAAGUUCCGUGUGAGAUGUGCACGACCAAAUUCCACACACAGCAGGCUGCAGAGAAUCACAUGAGGGCCAAGGGACACUACAAGAACUACUGCCAAGAAUGCAAGCGUAAAUUUACAAACGAGAACUGCUUGCGCCAGCACCUGAAUUCCAAGACCCAUCGUGGAACCAACAUUGCGUGUCCGUUCUGCCGAACUGGCUUUGUCACUGCUAGUGGUGUCUCCCAUCAUCUUGAGAGUGGAUCUUGCCCUCGCGCUAAAGCCUUGAACCGCGACCGCAUCCACCAAAUUAUUCAACAACUUGAUCCAAAUGGCGUUGUCUGCAAAAAGCAGAUCGGGUGGCACGAUGAACAGAAUUCGACCUACUUGGUCACCGACAGUGCCUGGAACGGUGACUCCUGGGUGUGUUACUUGUGCAAAAGGGGGUUCAACUUGCGGAAAGCGCUGGAAUCGCAUGUCAACUCGCCUGUGCACAAAGAGAAGGUGUAUCACUGCCUCAAGCGCGGCUGUCCAAAAGAGUUCCACUCCUUAGCGAGUCUGUUCAACCACCUGGAGAGUGAAACGUGUGGAUUCAUUCGGUUUGAGGGAGUUCAGCAGGUUCACCAACAGCUACACGAUGCUAUCAGGGGCCGCCGUAUGAUUACUAAUUUCUAG
Messenger RNA from Penicillium digitatum Pd1, 903 nucleotides. Its product is annotated as C2H2-type zinc finger protein. Gene Ontology annotation, molecular function: RNA polymerase II transcription regulatory region sequence-specific DNA binding; DNA-binding transcription factor activity, RNA polymerase II-specific. Gene Ontology annotation, cellular component: nucleus. The record is from RefSeq and is a predicted model, not a curated record. Gene Ontology annotation, biological process: regulation of transcription by RNA polymerase II. Lineage: Eukaryota; Fungi; Ascomycota; Eurotiomycetes; Eurotiales; Aspergillaceae.